UGAUAAGGAAAGUUCAGCUGUCUUAAUAAAUGACCAUGAUGUCGUCAUCAGUGAUUAUUUCAUGAUAAUAGAGACGCUACAAACCGGAAAUGGAUAUACAAACGUGUUUAUCUCUCCUUUUCUAUCUGGCAAGUUUACUUCAAUAUUCAUAUGGUGACGUCAUAUCCGGGAAGAACUUCUGGCGUAUUUAUGGACGGCGCAUGCGUGGCAUGGGAUCUUCUGCAAGUGGAUCGUCUUGGACAGUUGCACCGUCUAGUACGCCCGCAAACGCUCAAUCUAGUUCCGGUCCAUCGGCUUCAAACACAACAUCGGGCUUAGUGUGUCCGUCUUUGGCAAACAACUGUCCACAAUUCAUGGUCAAACUGGACGCAAAUGAUUGUCCGUACUGUUCAAAUUCAGGAGGACCAAACAGCAACAAUCUAGCAGGGGCUGCCAGUCAUGUGAACAACUGUCCACCCAAAGAUCCAAACAUCCCCUGGAGCGAGUGUCACAUUGACAGACAGGGGUGUAUUUUAUGUAACGGACAAAACGCGCAUGCUGCUAAGUACAAAAGACAGUUUGGUAGUAACUGUCCGCAGUAUAAUAUGAUGUGUCCAUGUACUAAAUAUGUCAACGGAUGUUUCAUAUGUCCAUCAUCUUGCAAUACUGGAACUUCCGGUACAAGCAGUUUUAGCAGCUUUGUGCCUGGUGAACUUGGUGGUGGGAUGCCCAUUGGACCAGGAUUUUCUACAAGUGGAUCGUCUGCUACAGUUGCACCGUCUAGUGCGCACGCAAACGCUCAAUCUAGUUCCGGUUCCGGUUCAUCGGCUUCAAACACAAAACCGGGCUUAGUGUGUCCGUCUUUGGCAAACAACUGUCCGCAAUUCAUGGUCAAACUGGACGCCAAUGAUUGUCCGUACUGUUCAAAUUCAGGAGGACCAAACAGCAACAAUCUAGCAGGGGCUGCCAGUCAUAUGAACAACUGUCCACCCAAAGAUCCAAACAUCCCCUGGAGCGAAUGUCACAUCGACAGACAGGGGUGUAUUUUAUGUAACGGACAAAUUAAGUCAACAACAAGACCGACUUCACCAUCAACAACACCUACAACAACGAUUAAAUCCACAACACAACCCACUACACCGGCAACCACGACCGUUAAAUCAACAACACAGCCAACUACGCCAACAACCACGACUAUGAAAUCCACAACCAAGUCCAUAACGCCAACAACGACUGUUAAAUCCACAAUCCAACCCACUACGCCGACAACGACUGUUAAAUCCACAACACAACCAACUACACCGACAACGACUGUUAAAUCCACAACACAACCAACUACACCGACAACCACGACUGUUAAAUCCACAACACAGCCAACUACGCCGACAACCACGACUGUGAAAUCCACAACACAACCCACUACGCCGACAACCACGACUGUGAAAUCGACAACACAACCCACUACACCGACAACCACGACUGUGAAAUCGACAACACAACCCACUACACCGACAACCACGACUGUGAAAUCCACAACACAACCCACUACACCGACAACCACGACUGUGAAAUUGACAACACAACCAACUACAUCGACAACCACGACUGUGAAAUCGACAACACAACCCACUACACCGACAACCACGACUGUAAAAUCCGCAACACAACCAACUACACCGACAACCACGACUGUGAAAUCCACAACACGGACCACUACGCCAGAAACGACUGUGAAAUCGACAACACAGCCAAAAGCACCGACAACAACGACUAUGAAAUCAACAACACAGCCAUCAACGCCGACAACGACUGUUAAAUCCACAACAAAGCCCACUACGCCGACAACAACGACUGUAAAAUCCACAACACAGCCAUCAACACCGACAACGACUGUUAAAUCCACAACACAGCCAUCAACGCCGACAACGACUGUAAAACCCACAACACAGCCAUCAACGCCGACAACGACUGUAAAAUCCACAAGACAGCCAACAGCACCGACAACAACGACUGUGAAAUCAACAACACAACCUAAAACGAUGACGACAUUAAAGAUUUCCUCCUCAAAUACAAUAACCUCUUCGACUUAUAAGACAAUAACAGCAUCAUCAAUGCCACCCAUCAGGUCGGAUGUUAUAGCAAACACAACAUCAAACGACAUAACCACAUCUCAACAAAUUACAACACCUAAUCCACCUCCGCCAAUGAUAGCAAAAUCAUCAACUUCUCAAGCAGCAGGGACAACCCUGACUCCGCCCACAACGGUGACAAGAGCAACCAGUUUAACACCACCCACUUCUUCAGCAGUUACCUCAGACACUACAUCUCCAAUAUCUACGACUGUAUUACAAACAACAACUACUGCAUUCAAUGGAAUCUGCCCGCCGUUUCCUGAUACAUGCCCAUCAGCUGCAGGGUGUGCUGUGUUUGACGCUAACUUUUGUCCGAAAUGCGUUUGUGGGGCCGAUUUUACGACAACUACUGCAAAGUUUACCGGAUGUCAACCACAGCAAUGUCUCCUCGAUUGUGGAAAUCCGCCAAAAUACAAAAAAGACCAUCACGGAUGUGACGUAUGCCUUUGUGAUUUUGGACGAUAAAUAAAUUUGACCUAAAUAUUGUAAA
Molecule: messenger RNA, 2601 nt
Organism: Ruditapes philippinarum (Manila clam)
Lineage: Eukaryota; Metazoa; Mollusca; Bivalvia; Venerida; Veneridae
Product: mucin-2-like
Exons: 13
Coding region: 90-2576 (828 amino acids)
Source: RefSeq, a predicted model, not a curated record